This is a messenger RNA of Mytilus californianus (California mussel), 4285 nucleotides long. Its product is annotated as mucin-4-like. Gene Ontology annotation, biological process: cell-matrix adhesion. The record is from RefSeq and is a predicted model, not a curated record. The transcript has 18 exons. NCBI's taxonomy places the organism in Eukaryota, Metazoa, Mollusca, Bivalvia, Mytilida, Mytilidae. The coding region runs from base 390 to 3608 and encodes 1072 amino acids.
AUACACCAAUUCCAGACUUUUAAUCACCCUCCGCCAUGUUUGUUUAACGCGUCAAGCGAAAAUGAAGUACUUAGAAACAUCUGUCAGUUGUAUAAAAUGUAACCACACCCAGCCUUUUACAUUACCAGAUGACCUAUAUUUACACGUUAACUACACAAUCAUAUGGUUAUAAGUUAGGCCAUGAUAUAGGAUGUUAUGCAUUGGGAAAAUUAAAACGGAAGAUGAAUAGUUGCGACUGUGUUUAUUAUUUGGAAUUACAAUGUUUUAAAGUAUGGAUUAUUUAAUUUCAAACGUGGAAUUUUUGUGAAAUCAUUUUCCUGACGAAAUGAAUGGUAAAAAGAAUUCGUCAGGAUGUAAGAUUUCAAGAUCAAUGCCGUUUUUAAAAUAUAAUGUGUUCAAAUGUGUUAAGAACUAAUCGGUUCAGUGUUAAGUUCUUAUUCUCAUUAAUCACUAUAGUAAACUGUGCGAUUUUGUGUAGUGGAAUUUCACUUUCCGAACUCUACCCCUUCAAUUCAACGUAUGGAGACCAACUAACACCAACAAUUGACGACGGUGGUUCCGAUAAAAUUAAAUUAAAAAGAACAUUCAAAUUCUUUGGAAAAAAUUACACCAAUCUUUACGUGAACAAUAACGGGAUACUUACUUUUAAAAACAAGUUGGAAACAUACAAACCACAACCUUUUCCGUCCAAAGAAAACCGAUCUAUCAUUGCUCCAUUUUGGGCGGAUGUAGACACUGAACACAUUGGCGGAACCGUCUGGUUCAGAGAAACGUUUGAACAAGCUUUUCUUGACAAAGCAACAGAAGAAUUAAGAAGCUACUUCCGAGAACAACGUUCAUUUACAGCUAAGUGGAUGUUCAUCGUGACGUGGGAAAAUGUAGGAUAUUACGGUGCUUCACGCCAGGGCAGAGAUAGACGCAAUACGUUUCAAGCUGUAUUGGUAGCUGACGAUAUACACUCUUUCGUGAUAUUUAACUACAACAAAAUACAGUGGACCACGGGUUCUAACAGUGGAGGUAAUACUUUGACAGGAUUAGGAGGACAGCCUGCUCAGGCUGGAUUCAAUGCUGGGGAUCAGAAAAACUAUUACUCAAUAGAAGGUGCCCAGACCGACGCUGUUAUUAACCUUACUUUAACAAGUAAUGUUGGUAUACAAGGGAAGUGGGUAUUCCAAGUUGACGACGACAUAGACGAUAAAAAAUGUAAUAAUGUUGAAGACAUCGUAUUAUCACCGUCGUAUGGAAACAUGCUUGGUGGAAACAAAGUUAACAUUACUGGACCAUGUGCUUAUCAAGAGUAUAAACCUAUGGCCUAUAUUGUGGAAACAAACACUAAUAUCACGUGCACACAUGUCUCUGAUGAUACUGUUGCAUGCGUUUUCCCGCCAAUGUUUAGAACUGGCGAGAUAACGAUUCUAUAUAACCCUUACGAAGAGGGUUGGAACUAUUCUGCUUUGUACAUGAUAACUAACGUAAUGAAAAAGAAAAAUGAUUUAAUACGACGAAGUCCAGAUGAUUGGAUUAUUGGUGAUAGUGUCAAUUUAUCUUGGAAUUUUAGUUUAAUUCCGUCCCAGUCUGUACAGUUAGAUGUUUUAUAUUAUUCGAAUGAAUAUAAGCCAAGUUUGAAUACAGUUCAAUCUAAUGUGAUUUAUGCAAACGAUGCCAGAAAUGGUGAACACAAAUUUGUUUUAUCCGAGAGUUUGAAUGAUCAUUCUCUUGCUAUUAUACGUCUUUCAUGGAAUGAAAGCUCAUACGGACAAUUGAUAACUCCUAUGAUCUGGUCCGAUUUUUUCCCAGUACGAUGGAAGAAUUCUGGGAAGUCGGUAUCGUGGUGUAACGCAUGGUUAAAUGAUGAAAAGAAAAGAUCAAAUCUAACUGACAUUUCAUCUUCAUGUCCAUGUACAUUAACUCAAGCAGUGCGCGAUGUGGGACGUUAUCACGCGGAUCCUUUGUGUAAUUUGGACAAUUUAGAUAGUGUUUCAAAUUGUAUAUAUCAUUCCAAUGCUUCUCACUGUAUUCGACGGAAUUUUAACAUUCAUACAUCUACAGGAGAACUGUGUUGCUAUGAUAAGGAAGGUGAACUAUUAGACAUUCGGGAUAAUCCGAGUGGUGGCACACACAAUCGAUACCACUAUCAAUCUCAGGGAGAUACUAUUGUGCCUUAUUUUUCAUUUUUUACCGAGGACAUGUUGCCUUACUUACAUUGUUGCCAGUAUUCUAAAAAUUCACAAAUGUGCCAAAACUUUCAGAGGUCACGACCUCCAACGACGUGUGAAUCAUACAAUCCACCUGCACCUGCUAAAGCAGCUGGUGAUCCACAUUUAACAACGCUUGAUGGAUUAGAUUAUACGUUUAAUGGUAUUGACGAUUUUAUAUUAGUUGAAGACACAAAUGGCAGUGUUGUUAUACAAGUGCGAGCUGUUCAAGCAAAAGAUCCGAAUGGUACACCACAAAAUGCCACAGUGUUCUCUGCAGUAGCUUUUACGGUCCGUAAUUUGUCUGAUAUAGUUGAAGUUUAUCAAACAGAAACAGGAGAAGCCAGAAUUCUUGUAAAUGGUAAAACGCACAAAAUGGACAGUGUAUCUACCUCAGAAUUAAAAGAUGUGACCAUAUCAAGAAAUAAAUCAAAUGAAGAUGUAGAUACAAUAUUGAUUGUGUCCGAGGUAAUCAAUCUGUCUAUAUCAUUGGAAGUGUCUACUGAUCUCAUUAACAUACUAGUCAUGAUGGGAGAAGAAUCAUUAAAAGGUGCGCUUAGAGGUUUAUUGGGUAAUUUUAAUGGUAAUUCAUCCGACGAUUUCAUCGCAAGAAAUGAAUCUUUUAUAUCAUCAUCCUCUCCAAUGGAUGUAAUUCAUCAUCAGUUUGGAAUGACUUGGAGCGUCAAUGAAACGGAAAAUUUGUUCAGUGAGACAUCUCAAGUUCCAGUAGCAUAUGAACCUGUUUUCACUGUAAAUAAAUCUGAUCUUAGACCAGACACAGAAACAAUUUGUAAAGACAAUCAACAGUGUAAAUUUGACCUUCAAGUUACUAACAACUCAAAACUAGCAGCAAGUACACUUGUUUUUGAUGAGAAAUUUAAACAGAUUCAGCAGGAUGUUGAGAAAGUUAUCCGAUGUCCAUACCUAGCAACACCGGAGAAUGGCAACAAAUUAGUUAGCGGACAUUCUGUUGGGGAUAAUGCUACAUUUUGGUGUCUGCCAUCAUUUCAAAUGCUUUGUUCGUAUGGUUACGAGUGUCAUCGGAGGAUUUGCCUGGAAGAUGGAACUUGGUCUAAUGCGGUAGCUUUCUGUCCUGAAAAAAUCGAUACAGGGAAAGAGCAGGAAAUUUUGCCUGUUGCGGCUGGAUCUGCAGGUGGAGCAGGAAUUGUUCUUAUAUGUGUUGUUGUUUUUUGUUUAUGUUAUCGACGACGACAGGUGCCAAAGCCAGAUGCAGAAAUGUCAACAUUGACAGAUAUUUUACCACUUCCAGACCUUGACAUUCCUCAUUCAGAUACGUCUGUUUUUGAAAACCAGGCUUUUCUUGAUAGUUUAAGGCAUUUACAUGUAGGAGGACCUUACAGAAUUCCUCGUCCGAAUUUUGUGGAUCCAGAUUUAUUUGACGAGUUUUUCUAGUCCGUGAAAGCUACACAAAGUGCUAAAUAUAUGUAAAGAGUAGUUUUGUUAGAUGUGUUGACUCUGAGGUGUGAUUCUCAUAAAGAAUGAAUGGAUUGCUAAAUAAACGAAUUCGAGUCGGACGUGUGUGAGUGUGUGGUAGAUGUAGUGUUGACCGUAAACAUGUGUACAUAUGUGUGCGUGUGUGUGUUUUGUAGAUUUGACUGUGAAUUUCUAGUCCUUUAUAAUUCAUGAAAUGGGAUAUGUUGCUGAGUUGAGAAUGUGUGUCUUUCUACUAUUUGUAUAUAAUAUUGAGGGAUCCAAAUUUAAGUAUUUUUUACGUUUUUAAUUAAAAUAAAUGUUACUGUGAUUCGAAUAAACUGUAAAUGUAUCUGAUUAUAAAUAUUGAGACUAGCUACAAACAUUAGCCAAGAACAAAGAAAUCACGUGCAAUACAUUCUUAGGGCUAUGCAUUUAGAUUGGUGCUUAGGUGUACAUCUGUAAGUUUACUUAUAUAUAAAAUAAACAGUUCUAGAAUAAUAUGAUGUGUAUUUUUGUGAUUAUAAAUUAAAACGUCUACAAGAGUUCAUAUGACUGUAAUAUAUGUUUGUAAAUGAUGAUAAUGUAGUAUUUGUUUAUAAUUUCUCAACAACCAUUUUUAUUGAAUUCGUUGAAAAUAAAUUUGAUAUGAAGAUAGA